AUAAAUCGAAGAGCAACCCGACAUUUCCUCCCACCGCGUUUACGUCACCUCCGGUCUUCACCACAAGCAGCCACCGCCCAUCUCUCUCUCUCUCUCUCUCUCACAAACUAAUCGUCAUUUAUGAAGCUUCCUCCCAUUAAUACAGCGCUCUGAGGAAAAGUCAAAUUCGUAGCUCAUUGGAAAAUACUCAUCAAGCUUUCAAUAAGAAGACUUCACCCUCUCCGUUUUCCAUCAUCAGCUUCCUACGAUCAACUUGAACAAAUAUCUAGCCAAAAAGUCUUGAUUUUUCAGUACAAAAGCACUCAAGAGGUUCUAGAUCGGAGGCCAGUUUUUUAUUUCUUUUUUCCUCUUUGGAGGUAGCUAAAUAAAGGUCAAUUAAUAGAUAAAAAAGUGAGCUUCAUCUUUGAUCCCAUAUUUUCAAUGGAUUCUGACUUCUGGACCUCUCGUCUCGCCGCCGCCAAGCGCCAAUACACGCUUCAGCACAACCAUCAGAGUUCCCACUUAGAUCGGUUGAACAUCGAUGAUUUUGAGGUAGAGGACGAUGUCAGACCCGAUUUUACAUGCCCGUAUUGCUACGAGGACUUCGACAUCGUGUCGCUAUGUUCGCAUCUCGAAGAUGAGCACUCGUGCGAGUCCAAAGUCACCGUUUGUCCUAUUUGCUCUGUUAAAGUUGCUCGGGACAUGUUAAGUCAUAUCACACUGCAUCAUGGACACUUGUUCAAGUUUCAGAGACGUCGCAGGUUACGUAGGGUAGCAAUUCCUAACAGUCAGGCACUUUCACUACUGGGCCGGGAUCUUCGUGAGGCUCAUCUGCAGGCACUUCUAGGGGGUGGUGGACAUCGGUCAAACAAUGCGAAUGUGUCUGCUGCAGCUGCUGAUCCAUUCUUAUCAUCAUUUAUUUUGAAUUUUCCUGCAUCUGAAACAGAAGAAAUAUCAAAAUCUGUGGCAAUCAGUGCUGAGGACACUUCUGCAAAACAUGAGGCACCAGCACAUAUAUGGAAAUCAAGUUUUGAUCCUUCUUUGAGUUACGAAGAACGGGAAAAAAGGAUGAGACAAGCUGCUGGGAGAGCUGGUUUUAUGCAAGAUCUUCUUUUCUCGACUCUGUUGAGUGCCUAAUAGAAGCAAAACCUUUUUUUAAUGCGGAUGAACUCAGGAGGGAAUCCAUGUUCCAGCUCAUUUGAUUUUAUUUCAUCCACGACAGCUGCGGUUAAUCAACCUCCUUUUACCCACUCCACCUAUCCAAUUCCAGUCCACCCAACAGUCUCUCAGCCACGCCUAAAAAUAAACUGAAAAAUGAAAGCGUGCCCAGGUUGAACAUGACAUUCUGGAUCAGACACGAACGACAACAUCAAACGCCGAUGUAUGAAUGUUUUCUUUUCAGAGCUUCAUGAAUCUUAAUGACUGUUUUAUUCUAGUGUUCCAGAAUAUGUUUGAUCGGUUGGCUUCACAAGUUAAAUAAUUUUCCUUCGAAUUUAGAACUUGUUGGUAAAAUAUUUCAUCUAAAUAGAUUAUCUCCUUUGUAAAUGGAGUGGAAACUUUAAGAUAUUUGCCAAUCUUUGUCGGAUAACCUUACAAAAUAGCAGCAAGGUGGUGCUUUUUUCGUGUUUUGUUUUA
This is a messenger RNA of Carya illinoinensis, 1614 nucleotides long. RefSeq names its product protein DEHYDRATION-INDUCED 19-like. The transcript has 6 exons. Bases 421 to 1116 code for a protein of 231 amino acids. The record is from RefSeq and is a predicted model, not a curated record. NCBI's taxonomy places the organism in Eukaryota, Viridiplantae, Streptophyta, Magnoliopsida, Fagales, Juglandaceae.